CACCCCUAGACCCUCCCCGAGCUGAAGACAAGGAGGAAGUGGCUUCCCUUUUCCCCGCCCUCGCCCGCAGCCCCCUCCCUCCCGGCUGGCUCGGCUCUCGGCUUGGCGGCGGCGGCGGCGGGAGCGGAUAAGAAGUCUGCUGAGAAAUAAAAGGACAUUAAAGAAGAAUAUCUACUUAUCAGAGACAGAUUCAGUGUGGAAGAAUGGCUAAUUUUGACAAAAGCCUCAGCCUGGAAGAUGCUUUAACUGAAACACCACCAGAAAUCGAGGAAGAGAUAAAACGGGACUUCAUGAAUACACUAGAAGCAGAGACAUUUGAUGAUGUGGUGGGAGAAACUGUGAGCAAAACAGAUUACAUCCCCCUCCUGGAUGACGAUGGGAAAACUGGGAACCCAGAGUCAAAGAGCAAACCUCAUCUGGAUGGUGGUCAGGUUGAAAGCAACACACCUACCAAACCAACAGUGUUAGCCAAUGGUGAUCAUGAACUAGGAGAGAAUGAUGCCACAGAUCCUUAUCAGAUGUACCAAGGUAAUAUCUUGUCAGAUUUGCUGUAUGUCUCUCCUGGAAUGGUGAACAGUUCCCCAUUUGCAGAGCAUGUGGAUUCUACAAAGGAUAAUAUUGCAGAUGUGCACUCCUAUGAUUCAUAUGUUCCAAGUACUGAGACAGGAUCAGGAGGAUGGCCUAUGGAAGCCCAGACGCCUUCUGACCCAUCACCCUUUGUCUUCCUGGAAGAGACUAACCCUCAUUCUCUACACCCCACAGCAGAACCAAUCAAGGAAGUAGAGAUGGAGGUGGAAUUAACUAAAGAAGCAUCACCAAUGAAGGAAGUGGAAAUGACCCUGGAAGUGCAGAAAGCACCAACAAUGGAGAUGACCCCUGCCAAGGAGAUCAAGAAUGAACCCGCUAUGGAGAUAGCAUCAGACAAAGAGAUGGAGGAUGAACCAGUGAUGGAGGUACCAUCAGUCAAGGAGGUGGAGGAUAAACCAUCUAUGGAGGUGCCAUCAUUCACGGAGCUGGAGGAUGAACUGGUUAUGGAGGUGCCAUCAGUCAAGGAGGCGCCAUCAUUCAAGGAGGUGGAGGAUGAACCAACUUUAGAGAGAGCACCAGACAGAGGGACUCAGGCAGACCAAGCCAUAGAGAUAGCACCAACCCAACAGAUCCAAGAGGUACCGUUGCUGGAUACGGAUCUGGCCACCGAGAGCAAGGUGAUACCAGACAAGGAAGCUCAGUUGGCACCAGCUAUUGAGUUGGUGAAGGUACCAGCUGUGGAGAUGGAACCAAGCAAGGAAGCUCAGCUGGUACCAGCCAUGGCAUUGACACCAACCAAGGAGAUAGAGGUGGAAACAACACCAGCCAAGGAGGUGAAAGUAGAAAAAAUGAGUGAAGAUCAGAGACUGCCAUCUCCUCAGGCUGGAGGGAGUCCAGUUUUCAUGGCCUCACCAGAUUCAGAGUCCCCUAAGAUACCUGGCAUAGAUGAUUUGCAACCACUACAAGAGCAGAAACUGCAGGGAGUUUUUCCUCCUAACACAGAAUCAAGAACAGAUUCCAAAGUGGCUGAUACAAAUCAUGCUGAACAACCAGCUCCUGUUCCUGUAGCUGAAGUGAAUCCUUUUAAACCUUGUUCUGAGAAUUCCCCAGCUUUACCUACUGAAGUACCAUUAGAACCAGUUGGGGUCAUAGAACAAAAAGUUUACUUGCCAGAAACCUCAGUUUCUGCAGAAGAUAAAGCUUUUAAAGAAACUAGAAGAGAUAAAGCCUUGGUAUCUUCUUCAGAGAUUAUAGCAGAAACACUGAAGACAACACCAUUAAUACAAACUAAAGCUUCCCCACUAAAAGAAACCACUCCUUCCGUUGAUUUCGCUGAGUUAGAAAAGCCAAAGGGAGAGAAUGAAUUCAGCCAUGUAUCCUCUUCAGAGCCUCCUCUGGAGCCUACAGCCAAACCAGACGAAGUUCAGCCCUCUGCAAGUUUGAAUGGAAAUGACAUCACUGCUCCUCCGAAUAAGGAGCUACCCCCAAGCCCUGAGAAGAAAACAAAGCCAUCAAGCACUACUCCAUCUACAAAGACCGCUACACUGAAAACCAAAUCAGUGCCCACUCCCACCCCCAAGCGACCAGUUUCCACCACUCCUAGUGGCCCAAGCAAAAAGCCCAUGAGCCCUGCUCCAGGCCUAGCGCCAGCUGCCCCACCCAAACGACCUGCUGCUGCCACGGCUGCCACCCGGCCCUCUUCCUUAAUCUCAAGAGAUGGAAAACCAAAGGCUCCGGAUGCAAAGACCCCUGAGAAAAGGACCCCACUGUCCAAAUCUCCUUCUGCCACCACUAUUAAAACUGCCUCAAAGAGCACCCCAACCACCCCACGAGUCACAGUGGCUGCUUCUUCCACAACUGGGCCAAUCAGUAGGAGCACCUCUUCUUCUCCUCCCAAGAAACCUUCCUCUCUCAGGAACGAGUCAAAGCCGACAGAGAUCAAGAAGACUACUGCUAAAUCCUCACUAGUGGACUUGAGUCGUCCCAAGAGUGCCCCUACCGUCACUCAGAAGACCACCAGCACCUUGUCUUCAGGGGGCCCUCCUUUGCCAGGGGCAGCUCCCAGCCGGGUCAAGGCCAAACCUGUCACCCUGAGGCCAUCUACAACCCACUCUGCGGACACCAAGAAGCCAGGAGUGCCUAAGGCUGCCCCAACUAAACCAAAUCCUGCAGCCCCACGACCUGGCCGCCCAACAACUAGCAUCUCUGUGCCGGACCUUAAAAAUGUUCGUUCUAAGAUUGGCUCCACAGACAACAUCAAGCACCAGCCAGGUGGAGGCCGGGCCAAAGUAGAGAAAAAAACAGAGGCCAUCGGCACAGCACGAAAGCCUGAACCCAGUGCAGUCACUAAAACCACCACCACCUUUAAAGCAGCUGAAACAAAAGAGAGUGCACAAAAACAACCUAAUGGGAAAGUCCAGAUAGUCUCCAAAAAAGUGAACUACAGCCAUGUUCAAUCCAAGUGUGGUUCCAAGGACAAUAUUAAGCAUGUCCCUGGAGGUGGGAAUGUACAAAUACAGAAUAAGAAAGUUGACAUUUCCAAGGUGGCCUCGAAGUGUGGCUCCAAAGCAAAUAUCAAACACAAACCUGGAGGAGGUGAUAUCAAGAUUGAAAACCAGAAGCUGAACUUCAAGGAGAAGGCCCAGGCGAAGGUGGGAUCCCUGGAUAAUGUUGGGCACUUGCCUGCAGGUGGCACAGUCAAGACUGAGGGGAGCGGCGAGGUGGCCCCGCUGUGCCUGGCCCCUCCGAGCGGGGAGCCACCUGAGGCCCAAGCAGGCCCCAACACGCAGGCGAAUGGCGUAGGGCACCUAACCCCCUCACUGGGUGGUGACCAAAGGGAAACUCAGACCUUCGACACCCAGAUCCAGGAGACAAGCAUCUAAUGAUGAAAUUCUGGUCUCGUCUUCCAUCCCCCUUCCAAUAACCCUAACCCUAACCCUACCCCUUCCCCUUCCCCAUUCCCAUCUCUUCCUCUUCCUCUUCUACAUCUUUCCUCUACUCCUUACCUCCUGUAUCCCCACUGCCUCCCCACUGUCU
This is a messenger RNA of Dromiciops gliroides (monito del monte), 3564 nucleotides long. RefSeq names its product microtubule associated protein 4 (gene MAP4). Gene Ontology annotation, molecular function: microtubule binding. Lineage: Eukaryota; Metazoa; Chordata; Mammalia; Microbiotheria; Microbiotheriidae. The record is from RefSeq and is a predicted model, not a curated record. Gene Ontology annotation, cellular component: neuron projection. Gene Ontology annotation, biological process: neuron projection development; microtubule cytoskeleton organization.